AUGGGCUUCAAGGACCACUUUCACAAAAAGGCGGAGGAUAUAUACCCUGACGCCGAUGUGCCCAGGGAAUCAGUCUCCACAGCAGAGCGUGAGAAGGCCGCACAUGAUGUCGUCGAUACGCCCAUCCCACUGUUGACCUGGCGGUCUGCCCUUAUGGGUGUGUUUGUCUCCAUGGGUGGUUUCCUGUUCGGAUACGACACUGGUCAGAUCUCAGGCUUCCUGGAAAUGAAAAACUUCCUGCAACGCUACGGCCAGCUAGCACCCGAUGGAACCUAUUAUUUCAGCAAUGUGCGCUCGGGUCUUAUCGUUGCUUUGUUGUCGAUCGGUACUUUGAUCGGUGCAUUGAUUGCAGCUUUCAUCGCUGAUCGUAUCGGACGGAAAUGGUCAAUCAGUGGAUGGUGUGUGAUUGUCUGCGUUGGUAUCACUGUGCAGAUUUCUGCACCCAGUGGCAAGUGGUAUCAAGUUGCUGUGGGCCGUUUGGUUGCAGGUUUGGGCGUGGGUGCUUUAUCCCUGCUUGUGCCCAUGUACCAGGCCGAGUCUGGACCGAGACAUAUUCGAGGAUCGUUGAUCAGUACCUACCAGUUGUUCAUCACCUUGGGUAUCUUCGUCGCCAACUGCAUCAACUUCGGAACCGAGGCCAACACCAACACUUCCUCCUGGCGUAUCCCCAUGGGAAUCACCUAUCUCUGGGCCAGCAUCCUGGGAAUAGGAAUGGCCAUGUUCCCCGAAAGUCCUCGCUACGACUACCGCCACGGCAAAGUAGAGAAGGCAAUUGAUACCCUCUCCAAGAUCUACGGUGUCCCUCGCAACCACCGCGCCCUCCACUUGGAGUUCGACGAGAUCAAAGAAAAGUACGAAGAAGAAGUUGAAAACGGCCAAGUCACCUGGAUGCAAUUGUUCCGCGCACCAACAAUGAAAUACCGCGUUGCUGUCGGUGUAGCCCUCCAAGCUUUGCAACAGCUAACCGGUGCAAACUACUUCUUCUACUACGGUACUGUCGUCUUCAAAGGUGCCGGUAUUCAAAACAGUUAUGUUACCCAGAUGAUUCUCGGUGGCGUCAACUUUGGAACUACCUUCCUGGGUCUGUACCUGAUUGAGCACUACGGUCGUCGUCGCUCGCUUAUCGCGGGUGCAUUGUGGAUGUUCGUCUGCUUCAUGAUCUUCGCCUCGGUGGGUCACUUCUCUCUUGAUCAGCAGAAUCCCCAGAAUACGCACUCCGCUGGAGUCGCCAUGGUGGUCUUCGCUUGCCUCUUCAUUCUCGGCUUCGCAAGUACCUGGGGUCCCAUGGUGUGGACAAUCAUCGCCGAGUUGUACCCCUCGCAGUACCGUGCGCGCGCUAUGUCGCUUGCCACUGCGUCCAACUGGUUCUGGAAUUUCCUGCUGGCCUUCUUCACGCCGUUCAUCGUCGGCGCUAUUGACUUCCGAUUCGGUUAUGUCUUUGCGGGCUGUUUGUUCCUUGCGGCGGGUCUGGUAUACUUCGCUGUUAUUGAAGGUCAGGGACGCACGCUUGAGGAAAUUGAUACUAUGUAUCUCAUGAAGGUUAAGCCAUGGGAGAGCUCCAAGUUUGAGUUCCCGGCUGACCCUGGCGUCAUUCGUGGUUCGUUUGAUAAGGGGGGGGGAGCUUCGGCUCAUAUUGCAAACCCUACUGGUGUGCUGCAGGAAGAUGUUCCUACUGUGCCAGACACACAAGGUGCAGAGGCAGGGCCAUCGAAGGCACGAACUGAGGUUUAG
This is a messenger RNA of Penicillium daleae, 1731 nucleotides long. RefSeq names its product sugar porter family MFS transporter. The record is from RefSeq and is a predicted model, not a curated record. Gene Ontology annotation, biological process: transmembrane transport; carbohydrate transport. Gene Ontology annotation, molecular function: carbohydrate:proton symporter activity. NCBI's taxonomy places the organism in Eukaryota, Fungi, Ascomycota, Eurotiomycetes, Eurotiales, Aspergillaceae. The transcript has 3 exons. Bases 1 to 1731 code for a protein of 576 amino acids. Gene Ontology annotation, cellular component: plasma membrane.